Molecule: messenger RNA, 1063 nt
Organism: Glycine soja
Lineage: Eukaryota; Viridiplantae; Streptophyta; Magnoliopsida; Fabales; Fabaceae
Product: spindle and kinetochore-associated protein 1 homolog
Exons: 9
Coding region: 63-875 (270 amino acids)
Biological process (GO): regulation of microtubule polymerization or depolymerization; cell division; chromosome segregation
Cellular component (GO): outer kinetochore; spindle microtubule; mitotic spindle
Molecular function (GO): microtubule binding
Source: RefSeq, a predicted model, not a curated record
AUUUCAAAUCUAAAUUUCAGAAAAUCAAAAGGAUUCGCUUCAGUCACUCACGAGAGAGAAAGAUGAACAAGAACAAAGCUGGUGCAUCGUUGGAUUCCUUGAUGUCUUCCUUCAACGCUCGCAUAACGCAGCUUCAGGAGCUCGUCAUUGCGCGAAACAUGUACCCUGCGAGCGGCGUCGAGGAUCUGUCAGCGGUGGACGCGGCGGUGAGCGCGAUGGAGCUUCAGGUGAAGGCUAUCAAGGACCGCCUGCGCGAAGAGGCACUAGCCAUUCCCAAAACCAAGAAACUGAUUGAUGCAUCACUGCGGCAGCAAAAGAAACUGCAGAAUAUGUCUCUUCAUGUUCCCUACCAAAUGGCUGAUAAAGUGACAGUGUCACAUUUGGAAACUAGUAGAUGUUUGUUUCCUGAAUUUUCUGGACAAGACUCUGGAUCAUUUGAGGCCUUGAAGCUUGAGGAGGAGCCUGCAGCAGUACCCAAGGAAAAAAAAGGUCGUGGUCCUCCACCAACGUGGUAUGUUACUAGAAGUGAACUAGAUUCCUUGUCAUCAUACAUGAGAGGCAGGCUUACACUAGAGAAGGUGAAUGCAGCGAUCAAUGAUAUGGUGUCUUAUGCUGAAGCAAAUGCUCAACUUAUAGUUGCCCCCAAAAAGAAGUUGGCAGAAAAUCUUUGGGAAAAAGCCCUGGAAAUAAGAGAUAUUGCAACCAUGGAAGGGAUUAAGGGAAAACACUUUUUCCUUGAAGCUGACAUAAAAGGACCAUCGCUUAAACUUGACAACACUGGAAAAGCAAUACUGACUGUUCUUCGUCACCUUGGCCGAAUCAAUGAGACCCGUGUCGGACAUAAUCGGGUCAUUAUUCUACAAAAGCCUCACUAAAAUGCCUGGCUAUCUCAGUAUUUUAUGUGUGUAUACAAUAUAAAAAUUUAAAAGGGUCAUUUAGAUUGAUGUAAAAACUUUAGUGAAUGCAUGUUAUCAUUGGUUUAUGAACAUGAAAGAAAAUGUUUCAGUGAAUGGUGAUACAACAACAUAAAGUCUUAAUGACAGUUUGCUUGUUUAAUGAACAA